AGGAGGCUACGGAGGAAGAGGAGGAGGCGGUUACAGGGGCGGAAGAGGAGGUUCCAUUGGAGGCGGUAGUGGUUACCGAGGAAGUGGUUUCGGAGGAGGAAGAGGCGGAGGUAGGGGCUACGGAGGAGGUGGUUUUGGAGGAGGAAGAGGAGUCUCAGGUUACGGAGGAAGAGGGGGCGUCAGAAGAGGAGGUGGUUACGGAAGUUUCGGAGGUCGAAGAGGCGGAGGUAGAGUCGGCGGAGGCGGCAGUGGUGGUUUUGGAUCGAGGCAGUUUUACUUCUCAUGGCAAGACGGCAACCAGAUGUACACCUGGGGAGAGGCAUACCAGCGGUGCAACUCCCGAAGGAUGAGACUUGUCUCACUGGAUAAUCCCGACAAGGAUUACUACAUUUCCUCCGAGAUUGAUAAGUACAGGAUCGAGUUCAUCUGGACGUCGGGCCGCCGAGGUCCCGGUGGCCAGUUCGUGUGGGGUCACGGUGGGCCCGUGGGCGGGUACACCAACUGGGGCCGGACUGGCGGCGCGGGCACACCCCAGCCCGAUAACCGCGAGGGCCGGGAAGAGUGCCUGGCCGUUCUGAACAGGUUCUACCCGGGAGACGGCAUCACCUGGCACGACAUCGCCUGCCACCACAAGAAACACUUUGUCUGCGAGCAUUACUAAGGUGCUCGGAGAAAUAUCAUGUGCCAGUCAUAAUUGUGCGGUUCAGGCCGACUGUGUGUGUGUAUAAGUAGUGUCGAAGGUUUUGUUUCUUCCGUGUCGAUGUUGUAAGUUGUGAUCUGUGGUUUUGGAGUUACAUCUAUACAUUGAUAAGCGUUAUUUAUCGUGUUCGCUCAAUCAAAUGCUCGGUUCAGUCUCCCUUGAUUAUGUCAUGUCUUCUGUAGAUGAGUGAAAAUACAAUAAAAUGAUA
This is a messenger RNA of Amphibalanus amphitrite, 908 nucleotides long. RefSeq names its product perlucin-like. The coding region runs from base 302 to 661 and encodes 119 amino acids. NCBI's taxonomy places the organism in Eukaryota, Metazoa, Arthropoda, Thecostraca, Balanomorpha, Balanidae. The transcript is spliced from 3 exons. The record is from RefSeq and is a predicted model, not a curated record.